AAAUGCAUGGAGUGUGGAAAGAGCUUCAGCCAAUCCAGUGGUCUCGUUAUUCAUAAAAGGAUCCACACAAGGGAGAAACCAUACAAAUGCAUGGAGUGUGGGAAGAGCUUCAGCCAACCCAGUGGCCUCAUUAUUCAUAAAAGGAUCCACACAGGGGAGAAGCCAUUUAAAUGUACGGAGUGUGGAAAGUCUUUUAGUCAGAGCACUCACCUUACUGGCCAUAAAAUGAUCCACACAGGGGAGAAGCCAUUUAAAUGCACAGAGUGUGGAAAGGGCUUCACUUUAAACUGUUCUCUUACAUACCAUCAAAGGAUCCACACGAGGGAGAAACCAUAUGACUGCAUGGAGUGUGGAAAGUCUUUUAGUCAGAGCAAUCACCUUACUGGCCAUCAAAGAAUCCACACAGGGCAGAAGCCAAGAUAAAUGCAUGGACUUUGGAGAGAGCUUUAGGAGGAGAAAUGACCUAAUUUCCCUUACAGAGAUACGCUUGGGUGGGAAUGUAUGUUAAUUCUAGAAAGUUAGUUACAUGUAUUAAUUUUUGUAUUUA
Molecule: messenger RNA, 547 nt
Organism: Notechis scutatus (mainland tiger snake)
Lineage: Eukaryota; Metazoa; Chordata; Lepidosauria; Squamata; Elapidae
Source: RefSeq, a predicted model, not a curated record